GACGGAGAGGGAGGAAGAAGGGGGGGAAAAAUCAUCAUCAUCAUCAUCAAUGCGCUGUCGCUGCGGGGUCACGAACUAUGACCUUUAACAGGAGAAAAACACAGCAAUUAUUUUUAUAAAACAACCGAACGCCUUAAAAGCGGCGAGCGGCGUCCCUCUGAGACCUCACUAAUGACUCCGCAUGAUCAUGGCGACCAACCUGAAUCUGCUCUCUCAGCAGAAAGCAGACUCUGAGCAUGAGGCAGAGGGGUCAUGCUCUCCAUCAGAUCCAGUGGUGGGCGAGUCUCCCCAGCGCUUUCAGGUCAUCUCUGCUGAGCCUGCCACAACACCACAGCAGAUACAGAUUGUAACCGACCAGCAGACAGGUCAGAAGAUCCAGAUAGUGACAGCGAUGAACCCGUCCGGUGCUCCAAAGCAGCAGUUCAUCCUGACCACUGCUGACGGCUCAGGGGCGAGCAAGGUCAUCCUCGCCUCACCGGAGACUCACAACACAAAGCAGGUCAUCUUCACUGCGGCAGACAGCCUAAGGCCCGGAAGGAUACAGAUAGUCACAGAUCCGGUGUCAAUGGAGCGGUUGUUGGGGCAGUCAGGAGAUUUAAGUCGAUCUCAGCCAGUGGAGUACUGCGUGGUGUGUGGGGACAAAGCUUCAGGCCGUCACUAUGGAGCUGUCAGCUGCGAGGGAUGCAAAGGUUUCUUCAAGCGCAGUGUGAGGAAAAAUCUGACCUACAUCUGUCGCAGUAAGCAGGACUGUGUCAUCAACAAACAUCACCGCAACCGCUGCCAGUUCUGCCGGCUGCGGAAAUGCCUUAAGAUGGGGAUGAAAACUGAUUCUGUCCAGAGUGAGAGGAAACCCAUCGACAUAGUGCCCAGAGAAAGACACGCCAACUGUGCUGCCUCCACCCAGAAGAUCUACAUCCGCAAGGAUCUUAACAGCCCACUUAUCGCAACACCAACCUUUAUGUCAGAUUCUGAUGCAGAUGGUUCCAGCCUGCUGGACCAGGGGAUGCUGGUGAACAUCCAGCAGCCAGUUAUUCAGGCUGAUGGAGCAUUGCUGCUGGCAACAGACUCCAAGAUGGAUACGGGUCAGGGAGACCUGGGGACACUAGCCAAUGUAGUGACAUCACUCGCCAACCUGAGUGACUCACUGAAAGAGAACCUGAACAAUGGUGAUACCUCAGACAGCCAGCAGGAGGAGCAGUCCGCAAGCGAGAUAACACGUGCCUUUGAUACUCUGGCUAAAGUCUUCAACCCACCUGAAGCAGGGGUGGAACAGAACCUGGCCGAGAAGUCGCAGUGUGCCAGCGGGACCACCAUCCAGCUGAUCGGACGGGACCAGGAGACGCCCAUCAUCGAGGUGGAGGGACCGCUGCUCACAGACAGCCAUGUCAGUUUUAAGCUGACCAUGCCCAGCCCCAUGCCCGAGUAUCUGAAUGUACACUACAUCUGUGAGUCUGCGUCCAGGCUCCUCUUCCUCUCCAUGCACUGGGCACGCUCCAUCCCUGCCUUCUCGGCGCUUGGUCAGGAGGCAAACACUAGCUUGGUGCGAGCUUGCUGGAACGAGCUGUUCAUCUUGGGUCUUGCACAGUGCACUCACGUGAUGAACCUAUCAACCAUCCUCGCUGCCAUCAUUAACCACCUGCAAAGCAGCGUCCAGGACGACAAACUUUCCGGAGAGAGGGUGAAGCAGGUGAUGGAGCACAUCUGGAAGUUCCAGGAGUUCUGUAAUAGCAUGACCCGGCUGGAGAUCGACAACUACGAAUAUGCCUACCUAAAGGCUAUUGUGUUGUUCAGCCCUGAUCACCCAGGUGUGGACAGCAGCGCCCAGGUUGAGAAGUUCCAAGAAAAAGCUCUCAUGGAGCUGCAAGAUUAUGUGCAAAAAACAUAUCCUGAAGACACAUACAGAUUAACACGUAUCCUGACCCGUCUGCCUGCCCUGCGUCUAAUGAACUCAAGCGUCACAGAGGAGCUCUUCUUCACAGGCUUGAUAGGCAACGUCUCUAUCGACAGCAUCAUCCCCUACAUCCUCAAGAUGGAGACGGCGGAGUAUAACAGCCAGGACGCGGACUCGACAGAAUGACAUCACUCCAAGGACUCAGAAAUGUCAGUUAAGUUUGUAAGUCUCAUUUUCAGGUAAAUUGUUUCUAGAGGGCUGUAGUUGAACUACAAAUCCUUGUUUUUUGACAUUACUAAAGCAGGAAAUACACUGGGCGCAUUACGUAAGCGGCACGGCUUACGAGCGUGUCUUUAAAGGCU
Molecule: messenger RNA, 2253 nt
Organism: Fundulus heteroclitus (mummichog)
Lineage: Eukaryota; Metazoa; Chordata; Actinopteri; Cyprinodontiformes; Fundulidae
Gene: nr2c2
Product: nuclear receptor subfamily 2, group C, member 2
Exons: 15
Coding region: 182-2077 (631 amino acids)
Biological process (GO): positive regulation of transcription by RNA polymerase II; cell differentiation; anatomical structure development
Molecular function (GO): nuclear receptor activity; RNA polymerase II cis-regulatory region sequence-specific DNA binding; zinc ion binding
Source: RefSeq, a predicted model, not a curated record